AACUACUUUAAUGUCACGUGUCCUCAGGCUGAGCAAUGCUUUAGCACCUCAGGGUCCUACACAUGCUGCAUGCUCGGCUUUGGACUCGAUGCACAGGGGAAAUGCGCUCAAAACGUUUGCGGUGCAUUCAAAGGACACCCUUAUACCGUCUACACCAGGGUCAGCAACGUGGCCAAGAAUGUGUCUUGCCUCCCGGGCUUUCGUCUUGCGUCUGGCAAACCAUCAACCAUAUACUGUGAUGGCACUGACUGGACACUCUCUUUCUGCAGAGAUAUAGAUGAAUGCAGAGUACAACCACUCCCCUGUGAGCUGAGUAGAUGUGUCAAUGAAUUGGGAACGUACCAAUGCUGCCCUCUCGGCUAUCGCAGGAAUAUAUCUCUGCCGACACGCUGUGGAGAGAACUCGUGCCCCCCUCCGGCCCCGAUUCCCAAUGCCGUUACCACCGGCAACAGCACUGUGGAGAAGAAUGUUUCCUGCUUGCCUGGCUACACCCUGGCCACCGGUUCACCACCGGUGAUUUACUGCCAAACCAACCAGAAAUGGACAUUCUCUGCCUGCGAGGAGAACUCGUGCCCCCCUCCGGCCCCAAUUCCCAAUGCCGUUACCACCGGCAACAGCACUGUGGAGAAGAAUGUUUCCUGCUUGUCUGGCUACACCCUGGCCCCUGGUUCAGCACCGGUGAUUUACUGCCAAACUAACCAGAAAUGGACAUUCUCUGCCUGCGAGGAUCUGAAGUCACCUGGCAGACUGAACUCGACGAACUUGGUGGCUCCCAUUGCCGGAUCCAUCGCUGCCGCUGUAAUUGUACUUAUUGUGGUGGCCUUCGUAGUACUGCGACGUCGCUCGCGGAGAUCUGGCAGCGCGCAGUUGAGGAAGCCGUUCACGCCGCUCACGGGAAUGCUCAGCACGUCCAUGCUCCUAAGCAACGCAAUGUCUCCCACGCAGAACGAGCGGUCCAGCGCAACCUCCGACACUAGAACCAUCGUAGAGCGGCCGCCCUGUCAGGAGACAGCCUGCUCCCCGACCAGCGAAUGUGCCAGCGGAUACGCCAGCAAAAACGCCAGGGACCGGGGGCCAUCGUGCGGCGAUGAUGAGUCCAGCUCCGAGACCAGCAAGUACGCCAGCAAAGCCGCCCAAGAAAAGAAAUCAUGCAAGGAGGAGGAGUACUUCGACGAGACCAACAGAUACGCCAGCCUCAAACUGAUUAGAAAAGAAUACUCGUGUUAGAAUUCCAUGUUACUUGCAGAAUGUACGUAGAGAGCAGACAAAAAUGAUUUCCCCCCCC
Messenger RNA from Sycon ciliatum, 1285 nucleotides. RefSeq names its product fibrillin-2-like. The record is from RefSeq and is a predicted model, not a curated record. Lineage: Eukaryota; Metazoa; Porifera; Calcarea; Leucosolenida; Sycettidae. Bases 70 to 1227 code for a protein of 385 amino acids. The transcript is spliced from 6 exons. Gene Ontology annotation, molecular function: calcium ion binding.